CCUGCGUCUGGAGAGAGCGGUGCUUCUGGUUUGUUUGUUUUCUGCUGCGGUUUUGUUGUUGUUGUUACCCCUUUGGUUUUUUCCAUAAGGGAAGAGAGGAAGGUGUGCCAGCCCUUCCCAAAGCUUCCCUUGAUGCAAGGCUAGCAGGUGGCGUGUUCUUGUUUUACUUAUUUCUAGCCCUCCUUCCGUUUCUAGUUCUGCUUUUUUGGAGAUUAGCAUCAAUACGUAUUGCUUUCAUAAAAUACAUUUGUUUUGGAAAGGGCUAAAUAAUGAAAGCAUGGAUCGGGACUUAAACCUCAUCUUCCAUUCAAGGGACAGCAUUUCGGUAGCCCUUAUGUAGUUAUGUUUGCUCCAUACCUGUUAGCAGGACAGCAGGUGUGACUGAACAUGGAAAGUAAAAAUGAUGCAAAUAGCUACUGAGGAAGUUCUCUUCUGCUGACUGUUAUUCUGUUUUUCUUGUAGUUAUGUAGACAGUCACCCUACCAUCUCAACACUGUUAUCUAACGUACAGAAUUCAUUACUGGAGGUGCCAAGGCUCGAGAUCUUGGAGCAGAAUUCUAGCAACCAGUUGUCAGGACCUUAAGAAGAACCUUGCCCUUCGGGGUAGAUUAUUCCAGAAUGUGCUGCAAUGUCAUUUGAAGUAGCUUGCAUGGGUUCCUCAAUGGAAAAGGUGUUAAUGGCUGCCUGCAGCACUAUGGAAGCAUGGGGACAAAAUAGUCAUCUAUUGAGACCCUCAGGGAACUAUUGGGCAAAGUGACGGAAAUGAAAAGCUUGAACCAUCACUUCAGCAUGGCGGCAACUGAAUCUGACAAGGACUCCGGAUAUUCAGAUGGAAGUUCAGAGUGCCUGAGUGCUAUGGAGCAGACUGACUCGGAGGACGUGCUGAAUGCAUUGUGUUGGAACGCAGAAGAUGGGCCUUGGCAAUGCCCAAUGACCACAAGCAGCUCCUUUCCUGCACUUUCUCCUAUGGUCGUAAUGAAAAAUGUGUUAGUUAAGCAGGGGAGUUCAUCACAGCUCCAGUCUUGGACCGUGCAGCCAUCCUUUGAAGUGAUUCCAGCUCAGCCACAGCUAGUGUUUCUUCGUCCAUCAAUCCCACCUCCCAUUAACCCUCACCCUGUUGGGAAAAAGAGAAGUGACUCCACUAAUUACCUGCCCAUCCUGAAUUCUUAUCCCAAAAUAGCACCACAGCCCUGCAAAAGAGAUCACUCCUUUGAUCUAGAAGAACGUCAGGAAACCACCUGCCAUAAACGACUCUGCACAGAAGCACCCAAGAUGGAGACUUCUCCUGUAUCGAGGAGUACAGGGUUGCCUACUAGUCCUUUUGCCCACAUACCAGUUAGCUUUAAGACCCCGCAGGAUUCUAGCCAGCAAAAUUCUUCAACUCUAGUGACAAGUGGAAAACUGUCAGCUCUUCCUGGUUUUCAUCGUGUCUCCAGUGACACUCAGAAAGUGCCGGGUUUGGCUCCCAUUUUGCCUUUUGGAACUCUGCAGGCAACAAAGUGCACCCCUCAUGACAGCGAGAGUGCAGCACAGACUACGAUGCAGUCUGCAGUGUGGAGUCCCCCACUGAUACCAGAAGAGAUUUGCACUACCCCUGAGCUGCUCUUGCAACAGCAAAGCAAGUGCAGACGCUUUCAGAAUACACUUGUUGUGCUACGCAGGUCAGGAUUGCUGGAGAUCACUUUAAAAACCAAGGAGCUCAUUCAUCAGAACCAGGUGACUCAGGCCGAGCUGGACCGGCUGAAGCACCAAACACAGCUUUUCAUAGAGGCAAUAAAGAACAAUGCUCCACAGUCAUGGGCAGAGCUAGAAGCAUCUCUAACAGGAUCUGAAAAAGCUGAUAACAACCUUGAAGACCCCACUUAUCCCAACAUGUAGUAAAAAGGUACAUAGCUCUUGGUCAAGUUAUUUCUGUGCCUCCUAUUUCCCGUCUCAAGCUUUUACUUGAGCAUUUUCUGAGUCCAAGACUUGCGAAGUGGCGUGCCAUUAACAACUUGUCUUCAGAGCCAGUUGUGGGACUAGAAUAGCAUGGUGGGGUCUUGGCAGAAUGGGUACUUACUACUUCAGUGUGACCUUGAACUCCAUGCUAACUCAGUGUGUUUCCUUGGACUCAAGAAGCUUGGAUGUUCUCUGCUGGCAUGUUCCCAUUUUGCAGUGGAAAGACAGUCAUUUGCAGUAUUCUGCAAGCAAGCAUCUUCCUAGUCCCAUCUUCAGAUAGUCCUGAGAAUCGGACAGCAGAACAGGCCCCAGUAUUGGGCCAUCAUCAGCUGCAAGUAGAUGAAGGGAGUUGGUGUGAGGAGAGGAAACUUACGUUGGUGGGAUGGUAUCUUUAGGCUGUCGGUGUCCACUGUUACAGCAGUCUUGCUUUGGGGUUUUAACGCAUUUGAAUUAGUGGAGAUCUGCUUGUGCUGAAGCAGCAUUCUAUAUUCAUUGCAGUCUUUGGUCAAAGUGAUGAGUGUCUUAGGACCCAAGUGAAAUUAAGUGUUUUGAUGAGUUAUACUUUUGAUUUUCACUCACUCAACUGUACAGAUCAAAAUCACAAGGCUUGCAUUGGAAGGGUUUGUUCCAAAGCCAUAUUUAUUAAUGGCUAACAAGUGUACAAGGCAAGUGGCUUUGGAUUUUCUUAGUAGCUAACACAUUAAACAUUGUUAAAGACUGCAGUGACUUUUUUAAAAACAGUACAAGGAAGAUAUUCAUUUGACAGGAUUAAUUUGGCAAGACUAGCUGCAUAUUAUUUGUUAUGUGUAUCUUUAGUUUACAAGCCUAAACUCCUUUUUUUCCUGUGAAAUCAGAUUGCUAAGUAUAAAAAAAAAAAAAGAGGUGGAAGGAAAAGGAGCAUAAUGGCUUGUGGUGAAACAAGUCCUCCUAUCCCUCUUCCCUCUCUUUAUUUGGAGAAAUCAAAUGGGGGUGGGAGGGAGGAGAGAGAGAGAUGUCAUCUUGGAUAAUCUCCCUAAAAAAAUUUAUCUACCUGAGUUUGAACUUAAAAAAAA
Messenger RNA from Haliaeetus leucocephalus (bald eagle), 2990 nucleotides. RefSeq names its product CLOCK-interacting pacemaker (gene CIPC). The record is from RefSeq and is a predicted model, not a curated record. Gene Ontology annotation, biological process: negative regulation of DNA-templated transcription; negative regulation of circadian rhythm. The transcript has 4 exons. Lineage: Eukaryota; Metazoa; Chordata; Aves; Accipitriformes; Accipitridae. Bases 763 to 1878 code for a protein of 371 amino acids. Gene Ontology annotation, cellular component: nucleus.